AGGAGCGGCGGAGCGGAGAGGCGGAGGAGCGGAGGGGCGGGCGGCCCCUCCGCACUGCGCGGCCCCUCCGCGGUCUCUCCACACUCCGCGGUCCCUGGGUCCCCUGCGCUCUGCAGUCUCUCCGCACUCUGCGGUCUCUCCGAACUCCGCGGUCUCUCCGAACUCUGCGGUCCCUCUGCACUGCGCGGUCCCUCCGGGGCCGCGGCGCCGAGCAGCGCUCAGCGAGGCUCUGCAUUGACGUCACAAUGACACGGUGAAGCUGAAGGCAGGAGCUGGGAACAGUUCUUCUGCUUCACUUUUGGUGACUGAGUGAGUUUGCCAGCGCUGUGUUCCUUCCAGCAUGGCCAAGAGUGCAGAGGUGAAGUUGGCGAUCUUCGGUCGAGCUGGCGUGGGCAAGUCAGCUCUCGUGGUGCGCUUCCUGACCAAGAGGUUCAUCUGGGAGUACGACCCAACGCUAGAGUCGACAUACCGUCACCAAGCUACCAUUGAUGAUGAAGUGGUUUCCAUGGAGAUACUAGACACAGCUGGCCAGGAGGAUGCCAUUCAGAAGGAAGGACACGUGCGAUGGGGCGAGGGCUUCGUGCUGGUUUACGACAUCACGGACAGAGGCAGCUUCGAGGAAAUGCUGCCGCUUAAGAACUUGCUGGAUGAGGUUAAAAAGCCCAAAAACGUCACCCUGAUCCUGGUGGGGAACAAAGCAGACUUGGAUCACUCCAGGCAAGUCAGCACGGAGGAAGGUGAAAAGCUGGCCACAGAACUUGCUUGUGCUUUUUACGAGUGCUCUGCUUGCACAGGAGAGGGGAACAUCAUGGAGGCUUUCUACGAGCUCUGCCGGGAGGUGCGGCGCCGCAAGAUGGUCCAGGGCAAGACUCGGAGGAGAAGCUCCACCACCCACGUCAAGCAGGCCAUUAAUAAGAUGCUCACCAAAAUCAGCAGCUAAAAAGGAGCUGUCCUGAGGCAGAGGAGCAUUUUAGAGAGUAUUAGCUUGGAGUAGGGAUGGGGCAAGCAGAGCGCGUUUAGUGAGAAAUGGUCAAAUCUUUGCAAUGAGGAAAUAAAAAAGCACCAAAAAGACAAAGGCCACCACUUUUUUUGAGUAACACAUACUAUUUUCCUGUUUUGAAAUGUAUUUAGCCACACUGCUUCUGACUAAUGUGGGGGAAAAUAAAAACACCAAGGGAAAAAAAAAAGAACCAAACACCAAAUGAACUCCAAAGGACCAGACAAUUGUGGGGAUUGGCAACCAAGAGAGAAUCUUCUGCUUCUACGUGGCUAGCUCCAAUCCCCUGCAAGUCAGUAGUGCCUAAACAUCAUUUCCAGCCAGCCAGCUGCUCAGUAGCCAUUGGAAAGUAAGAUUCAGCCCUCAGUCCAUCAAUAACCAUCACAACUGCUGUUCUCCAGGACUGAAUAUGUGUAGAGGCUGCUGUGCUGAAUCAGAAAGUUCACCUGACACCUUCACCAGCUCUAAGUUGUUGGCUCAUUGUAUGCUUUCACUCCUUCCUUGUUAUUUUUGUCAAAUCCAUGAGUGUUCUCAGCAAGGUAUGCAGAAAAUACAGGAAAGGUCGAUUUCCUGGAGUGUUUAGUCAGCUAGACACACAUUUCAAGAGAGCUGGAGUUCCAGCUGCUCUGAAACUGCAGAAUUCUCCAGAAAUAAUCAGCUAGUCCAGCAGCAUUUCAGCAUUUCUCCCUCAAAGUGCAGUACUGUGCUUGGGGAAGUGGGAGAAGACGUGUUGGGAGAUCAAACUGAAAAAGAACAAAAAAAUAAUCAUAUUACUAUUGAUUUAGCUAUGAGUAGUUUUAGCUUUUUUUUUUUUUGGGAGAGGGGGAGGGUCUUUUUUUUCAAUUCAAGUAGUUCCUCAUAGUCUAUCUUAUACAAAAGACCUGAAUCCUUGGGAAGGCAAGUAUUUGAAGUCUAAGCCCAAAUGUAAAUCAGAUAUGAAUGGCCUCUACCAUACCAAAAGACCAUAAUUUCCAGCUGUUUAAACUUCCAGAUGCUGCUUGGAGCACUCUGGGGCUUAAAGCAGUGCAGGGUUUUUGUGACUUUUAUCUGGAAACCCAUUUUAUCAGAUUUUGGUGUCUGGGAUAAAAGGUGUCCAGUUUUUUCCUUCUCCCUCAUAAACCAGCUGCCAAGUUUUACCUCCUGUCCAGUUUGUUAACUGCUAAAAGAUGCAAGAACCAAGAGUGGAAUCUUUUCAUUCAGAUUGUGCUGGUCUCCCAGCAGUGGUGCUGCAUCCCUUCAGAAGCACAGCCAGGGGCUGGGAUGACAAAUUAACAGUGCUCUCCUUUGAGGAACAGGACCUUUGCAGCAUUUACUUACAACUUUAUCCUCCACUGCUUUGUACUUCACAUGGUUAUUUGGGAGGAGGUAACUCCCAAAAGCUGUCAAAUGUUUGCCACAGAAAAAGGAAAGUGAGUAAAGUGAAUAAAUCUAACUGGCCAUCACUCUGUUGAGUUAUAGGUAGCCAUAUAGGUGGUGGAACAGGCUGAAGAGGCAGAUCUGUAUAUCCCUGUGAACAGAAAAAAGUUCCAAAUUAGGACUUCUAUUAAAAUAAUUUACUUAAGGAUAUUUUACCAAAGUAACUUGUUUUUAAAACUUUCACUUUUACCCAGCCAGCAAAGAACAUCACAUUCAGAUGUAUAUUUUAUUUGGGCUGUUGUUUGUUUUCUCUGCUUCUGUAUCCUGGGUGGUAAAAAAAGUCAUUUCACUGUCCUGGAAUUAGUGUCUAUAUUUUGUCCCUCAUGUUCACAUGUGAUGCUGUACAUCAGCUGGACACACUGCAGGGGAAAUUUCACAGUGUAAUUCUGGGCAGGGGGUCCUUGCAACAGGCCUCUGUGACACACUUGUUCCCAAACUACUCAUCUUAUCAUCAACUUUUUUUAAAAAGAAAAAAAAUACAAAAAAAAAAAAAAAAAAAAAAAGAAAAAAAGAAAAAUAGAGGAUUUUCCAUUUUUAGUCCUAUUAGAAAUGUAGAAUCAAUCCAAGUGUAAAAGAGCGAGCUAGUGCCUGUUCACAAACCAGAUUUCUUUAGCUUUAGGGACUGAACUUGCAAACAAUUCAGUUACAUUAGGAGCCAGAGUGAGCAUUUGCAAGUUGAAGCAUUAAAGUUCUGUUAUCUUUCAAAUCAGUGCUGGUAUCUGAAGUAAAGAAAAUCCUUACCUGCAAUCCCAAGGCAACGUAGCCAAGUCUUUACUCUGGUAUGCAAAGCAAUUCAUUCAUCCCUCUUAGAAAACUUCAGCAGUUCUUUUAUCUGAAAAACCUUUCUUGGGGCUCAGGUUGGAGCUGCAUUUAAAAUACAAAAAGGUUAUAAAUGAAUGAUAAGACAAACUAAUUAAUCAUAUUCAUGCUAGAAGAGUUGAAAGGAAAGAGAGGCUGAGUUAUGACCCUCAUACUUUCCAAAAGAUUUGCAGCAAAUUAUAUCUUCUUUUAUAAAGUCUGUGUGGACAAAUUAUAAAAUGCUGGUGAAAAUAAAACGUUCCACUGUGCAAACAUCUCUUGUUACAUAAAGAACCUACAAUAAAAAUAGUAACAUUCCUUUUCAAGGACUGAAUUUGAAAACUGCCAAACAAGAUAAACACUUGGUCAAAAAGGAGGCUGCCAUUUUGUCACCUUUCCUCUAAAACAAACACAAACUUCUUCACUUAAUUGCUCAUUAAUUUUCUUCCCUCAAAGCCAGUUCUACUGUGCUGCAUUUUAACCUGUUGAUAUGCAUUACAUAGCGUGAAAUGCAACUUGAUUUCCUGCUGCUCACAAUGUUGCAAUUACUGGAUAUAUUUUAAAUCUGUCCUAUUUCCACAAUGUGCAAAUUGAGCCCAAAAUUGCCCAAGCAUUGAAAAGGCUGAGUGCAGCAUGAAACCACAUUCAGUAGCCUUUCUGCAGCAGACACCAACAGAUUAAAUUCUGUUUCUCCUGCUGCUAAAUGUGUGUAUGUGACACUAACAUUAAAUUUCUCUCCUCUGCCUGCGACCAUUCCUGCGGAGAGAGGAUGGGAAGGAUGCGAAACAAAAAACUGGGAGUAAAGGUGAAAGGGAUACUUGUUACCUGCAACAAGUUGAUUGUCACUUAUGAAGUUUUUUAAAAUAUUUAUCUUCAAUUGAUGAAGAGUUAGUCAUGCCCGUGCUGCAAGACCUGGAUCAGGACCCAAAACUUCCCUAGAACUUUGAGAAUCUUCAUUAUCUGGGGGUUUGGUGCAACUACAGAUGGAAGAGAGGAUCAGCCACUGGGUUUGCACCUGGAUCCAGACAGGUUGUCCCCAGCCUGGGGAUAGUUGGAUCUGGCAGUUUGCUACAAGGCUAGUUGAUUUUUAUAUAUAUAAUGAUCUGUAUGCAUUUUUACAUUAAAAAUAUGAAAGCUUGUGCUUGUAGAUAAUAUAUAAGGAAAACAAAAUAAAAAAGAAAAUGAAAAUACAGUGUUUUCUGUACUGAA
Poecile atricapillus (Black-capped chickadee) is the source of this 4420-nucleotide messenger RNA. It is a transcript of the gene RERG, whose product is annotated as RAS like estrogen regulated growth inhibitor. NCBI's taxonomy places the organism in Eukaryota, Metazoa, Chordata, Aves, Passeriformes, Paridae. The record is from RefSeq and is a predicted model, not a curated record. The transcript is spliced from 5 exons. Gene Ontology annotation, molecular function: GTPase activity; GTP binding. Bases 341 to 940 code for a protein of 199 amino acids.